UUCGGUUCAGUCAUAGCAGCGAUCGCCAUAACGCGAGUGCGUCCUUGCCACUCUCUCUCUCUCUCUUCCACCAUCUUCGAACCAGAACCAGACCGAGCCGACAAAGCAGAAUAAUUCCUUUCACAUCGAGGAGUGCCCUGCCUGCCCCACGUUGCCGCCGCGAAGUGUCUGUCCCGUUGUGUCGUCGGAUCGGGAGUGUUUACAGUGCGUUCCAAAAAUCAAAAAAGUGUCUCGACGUGGCUAUUACCGCGAAAGACGUGGAGUUUUGCGACCACGAGGUGUUGUUAUGGUGGCCAGCCAAGGCGUCGAACCCCAACAGAAUGCAGACAUGUACUGCAGUCCCGUACAUUCCCCAUAUGGUGAUUAUUACCCGGAGAAUCAUUACUACGUGCACGCUGGAGGACACCCAGACAUGUGUCCUGCCCACGUGUGUGCCAUGCAGGGAGAAUUCGGUCCGGUGACAGUUCCCAUGGUAUCCACUAACGCUUCUCCGCCCAUAGCAAUGCCAGUUCAAGUUCCUCCAGGUCAUGUUGUUCAACAAAUAGUGGACGAGAAUGGUACCUUGAGGCAUGUAAUCAUUUCUCCACAACACCCGCCAAAUCUCUUACCUCUACCGACUCAUAACCAACAACCCUAUGCGUCCGGACCCGGCAACAGCACCACCCAAUCCCAGCAGUACUACCCCGGCCUGCCGACGGGCUUCGCGCCGCAGCAGUUCCAUUCCAACCUCCAGACCGGGCACCAAAUGCCAACCCAUCUGGGGCAUUCGCCACCUCCGAACCCAUCCUACUACAAAGACGAAAGGACGCAGAGGCAGCAUAACAAACUCAAGAAGAAACUACACGAGAAGCAACAGAAGAACGACAGCCUGUUACCUAGGAAAGACUUGGUGAACGGCAUGAAGAGAUCCGGACUGAAAGAAAAGGGGAUGAACAGCGUGGGGACGAGCGAGGACGGGGAGGAGAGCAGCGUUCCCGACGACGAAGACUACCACGUGUAUAUCACAGAUAUUUUAUCGUCCGUCCAGGCUCCGAAGGUAUCUGAACUAACUUCCCGCAGUGCCUUAUUGCAGUGGGCACCGCCUGUCCGGCUUUCUGAAUCGGCGAGCAACGACGGCCACGAGAAUGACAUCUCAGAGUCCGAUUUGAGAUACGAAGUCCUUCUCAGCGAUAAGAGCAAAGAAAUGAAAUUCAAGUCGAUAUAUAGCGGACCUUCGAUGUCUUGCCGAAUCAGAGAUUUGAAACCUGGCCAAGAAUACUCUGUAUGUCUUCAGGUACACCUGGACGAACUGCAAAGCUCAGCCAUCGACCUUCAAGGCUCCGCCACCGAUCCCAUCAAAUUCGUCACACCACCCUGCGAGCCGGACCAGCCUCAGCCUCCGAAACUCGUCAACCGAACAAAGAACUCGCUGCAGCUGAAAUGGACGGCCGGUGUCGACAACGGCUCUCCUAUUCUCCACUACGUCCUGGAGUACGACGAAGGCAAGGGCGGUGACUUCGUUGAAUUCUACAGGGGUCGCAGUAGGACGCACACCCUCCAAAAGCUGCAGCCGGCAACGCUGUACACCUUCAGGCUGGCGUCCGUCAACGAGGUCGGCACUAGCAUUUACUCGGACUGCGUGGCGUAUAACACGACGGAGAUGGUACCGACGCAACCCCACCCUCCGACGCUCGUAGAAGCCGGCGUCCAGUCGCUGCAGCUGCAGUGGCAGAAGAGGCCUCGGGACGACGAGUUCGUCCUACAGAUGAACGACGACCAGACCAAGUACGGUUACAUCACCAUCUACCUGGGGCCGGAGGAUCAGCACAUUCGGAGAGGGUUGCAGCACUCCAGCAGUUACUCCUUCAGGCUGAGAGCGAAGAACGAUGGCGGGUUGUCGCCAUGGUCGGAGGAAGUUUCUUUUUGCACCUUACCGGAUAGGCCUUCGAGGCCUUCCAAGCCCGUGGUGAAGGGUAGAAUACACGCGCACUCUUUCAAAUUGAAGUGGGAUCCUCCGAACGAUACCGGUGGAGUAGAGAUUCUUAGGUACAUUUUAGAAGUAAAUUCAGGUAGCGGUUACGAGAUCGUCUACCAAGGCAAAGAAACGGAAGCAGUCUGUGAUAAAUUAACUCCAGGAACGACCUAUCAGUUGCGAGUCAGUUGCGUCAGCGUUGGAGGAUGUAGUAACGCUUCUGAUCCAUGCACCGUGACAACAGAUGCAGUCUGUCCUGGUCAGUGUUCACUGCCUAAACUAGUAGGAAAACCAUUGCCAAACUCUGUCUCUCUACGAUGGGUAGAGCCUGAUUACAAUGGAGGAGCUCCAGUACUAGAUUAUGAGGUAGAAAUGACAGCCGCAGCUACCCAAUCCAUCGUUUACAAAAACAAGGAGAAUGAAUGCACUGCAGACAAUCUGAGUCCCGGAUGUGACUACAUCUUCAAGGUACGAGCCGUCAAUCGAGUUGGCCCAGGACAAUGGUCCGAACCGCUGAAAGUGACUAGUGGGGCAGCGCCUCCCGGAGACCCGGCGAUACCCUCCGUACACUGCAAGUCCCCAUUCCACGUGUUCGUCGAGUGGCUGGAACCCCAAAGCAACGGCGCUGCCAUCAGCGAAUACCGACUGGAGAUGAGUCCCGAUGUGAACGAAGAAAAAUUCCUCAGCGUCUACCAAGGCCCCCAGUUGAACUACGACGUCAAAGGGCUAACGCCGUUCCAUUCCUACUACUUCAGAGUUCAGGCGGGAAACAGCGCGGGGUUCAGCGGGUUCUCUCCCGUAGCCGGGACUAUUACUCCCGCCGCGCCCCCCACUGCCAUAACGACGUUGAAGGCAGAGGCGACGCCUUGUUCAAUAACUCUUCAUUGGAACGCCCCCAGCGACAACGGUAGCCCCAUCACACACUACAACAUCGAACUGGGCGAUAAAACUUUUUCGACUGAAUCUCCUGUGGUCGAGUAUACUAUUGAGAACCUUCAGCCUGCGACCAACUACAAAAUCAAGAUACAAGCGGUGAAUAUCGUCGGUCCAGGUCCUUACUCUUCCUCUUUGCGGACUGCGACUCUAAGGCUGCCUCCUGCUGCUCCUAGGUUAGAGUGUGUCGCUGUUGGCCACAACCACCUCAAGCUCAAAUGGGGCGAAGGAAAGAACAUUGAGUAUACUCAGUACUGCAUCGAAAUGGAAAACCCUCGCAACAAAGAGUACCAAUGUGUCUACAAGGGUACUGCUUUAACCUGCAAAGUAAACAGGCUGGAAGAGCUCACCACCUUCAAAUUUAGGAUAAAUGCUAAAAACGACGCUGGAGUAGGAGAAUUCUCGAAGGUGUAUGAGUUCGCUACCUGCAUCGCACCUCCGGCUGCUGUGAAGCUGCCCAAAGUAGCGGAAGUAGAUCAGAGAAGUUGCAGCAUUUUCUGGUACCCUGCCAAAAACUCAUUACAAUUACCGGUCUGUGAAUCUUCAGAACCCAAGUGUACCAUAGAAAACCUAGAACCCGGUACUGAUUACACAGCCAGAGUAUGCCCAAUUCGAAUGACCUCAACUGGAGCACUUCCAGGACCCUUCUCGCCCCCGGUGAACUUCACCACAACAUCUUCGGAGCCAGAAGUACCAGCGAAGGCUGUGACUUCUUCUAGCACCUCUUCCCACGCCUCCAAACAUCGUUCACUCUAUCAUUCCAUACGGCAGAUGGUGAGAUGUCCAGAGGAGUACUGCAUCUACAUGUACGCCAUGCUUGUUCUGGUAGUAGGCAUUGUCAUAUCCUUGGGAAUAACAUCAUUUUUGUAA
This is a messenger RNA of Leptinotarsa decemlineata (Colorado potato beetle), 3754 nucleotides long. RefSeq names its product miles to go (gene mtgo). Gene Ontology annotation, molecular function: protein binding. The record is from RefSeq and is a predicted model, not a curated record. Lineage: Eukaryota; Metazoa; Arthropoda; Insecta; Coleoptera; Chrysomelidae.